AUGCAUCAGGUUCUACUUGUUUCCGAAGUCCUCCUGGAAAUAUUCGCCCAUGUGGAUCAAAUAUCAUCUACUAACCCACCAUCAUCGGCUCGGAAAUUCAUGGCCGCGCUCGCAAGGACAUGCAAAGCCUUCCAUGAGCCUGCGAUGGAUUUGCUGUGGGCUGAAGUAUAUCAGUUAGAACCACUGCUAGGCUGUGUAGCGAGGCUACAUCCACUGAUAUAUCGUACACGUCAUAAGUGGGGGUACUCAGGCUUGUUCUACAACUGGGAGGAGUUCCAAGACCUCGAACCGAUUUCUGCUCUCGAGGCCCAUCAAUUUUUGCGUCACUCCACCCGUGUUCGCUCAUUGAAUAUAAUGUCUGAUGGCCUUCUUCACCUUCUCUCAGCCAUUCCCAUCGAGACAUGCGUGUUCCCCAGGUUGAGGUUUUUAACCUGGAAGCCUUCCACUGGCAAAUAUUUGGACCCAUUCCUGUCCCCCAAUCUAUCCCAUUGUGUUCUAUUGACCGUCAAUAAAUAUCUGCAAUCUAUUGUGACACGCUGUGCUGCUUUGGAGCACUUAGAAAUCAUCACUCUGCAUGCGAGCACAGUAGAUGAUCUGUCCCUGCUGUCUGACAGUGUCCGUUUGUGCAAGCAGCUUACAAGUCUGUCUUGUCCACCGCUCGACUGGGCAGCAUGGAAGCAUCUCUCCAACCUCCCUACCCUUCUCGGAGUGCAAAUUGAUACAACGCGCAGUGCCUUUCCUUGGCCAUUGGAACGGGAUAUGGUCAAUUCAUCACCAUUCCUUAACCUCAGGGAUCUUUCCAUCUUGCAUUCCAGUGCUGCAUAUAUUAUCGCAGUUAUGGAACACUCACAGUUUCCCUCGCUGACAAGGUUCGGAGUUAAAAUCAAAGUUCCGUCAUCGGCAGAGGCUCAGCGACUAUUUUGUGCGCUGUCUCACUGCAAAGCAUCCCAAACUCUGGAAGAAAUCGUUAUUUUCUUUGAAGAUUAUCAAGACGAGGACGAAGACCCCCCACCUCCGGGAAACUCUUUAACGAUGCUUCCACAUUUCCUGUCCUUCACACAGCUCCGAUCCCUGCGGCUCUAUUUGGAUGGAUCCCACAUCUACCUUAACAAUGACAUCCUCUUGGAAGCCAUGUCAGCGUGGCCGCACAUGCACACUCUGGAAAUGAGAGACUCUGGUCUUGAUCCUUCUCUCGUUACAUUCAACGGGUUAAUCACAGCGCUCCGUCAAUGUCCACACUUGCAUACGCUGCAAGUUGCGAUUGAUCUUGUGGAUAUCGAUAUCGAUCCUAAUGCUGAGCCAAUACAACAUCCCUCCCUGCGAACGUUCAAGUUGGAGUUGGACACAUCCGAGUUUCAAAUUGUAGAUGCUGAAGCUUUCGCUCGCAUCAUUUUCACCUGGUUCCCUUGUAUCGACCAAGUGGGCGAACGGGCAGAUGGGGAGUGGGAUAAAGUCAACAUGCAUGUCAGAGAAUUGAAAGCUGCUGCGCUGCAUGCCGCAGAAACCGCGUCGAAUACCUGA
Messenger RNA from Suillus clintonianus, 1521 nucleotides. RefSeq lists its product as uncharacterized. Lineage: Eukaryota; Fungi; Basidiomycota; Agaricomycetes; Boletales; Suillaceae. The record is from RefSeq and is a predicted model, not a curated record. The transcript has 2 exons. The coding region runs from base 1 to 1521 and encodes 506 amino acids.